This is a messenger RNA of Alternaria rosae, 1365 nucleotides long. RefSeq lists its product as uncharacterized. Lineage: Eukaryota; Fungi; Ascomycota; Dothideomycetes; Pleosporales; Pleosporaceae. The record is from RefSeq and is a predicted model, not a curated record. The transcript is spliced from 2 exons. The coding region runs from base 151 to 1173 and encodes 340 amino acids.
GGAUAGUAUAACGAGUUGUAUUACCAAUCAAAGCGGAGUAGCGCACCACCUUGUACAUGAGUUCGAAGCAUCUUCAAGACACCCCGAACACUACAGUACCUCACAUAUUCAUCCCUCGCUGAAACCAUUAUCAUCAAUCAACAAUCCAUCAUGGAACCCAAGAUCUUCCUCACAGGAGGAACAGGCUACAUAGGCGGCUCCGUCCUGCACACCCUCGCAACCGCCCGUCCAGGAUACGACAUCACCGUGCUCCUCCGCCGAACCCCUGAAACCUUCACAUCCACCUACCCCAACAUCACCAUCCUAACCGGCGACUACUCCAGCACCACACUCAUCGCCUCCGCCGCCCAAAACGCCGACAUCGUCGUCCACAACGGUGACUCAGACCAUGAAGUGAGUCUAAACGCCAUCAUCACCGGUCUACUCCGACGUCCAACACCAGGCUACCUACUCCAUCUUUCCGGCACAGGGAUAGUAUCAGACUGGGCCGACGAGUCGUAUCUAGGCAAACUAAACCCAAAGAUAUGGUCCGACACUACUUCCUUGCCGGAAAUCCGUCAACUACCAUCCACAGCCCUCCACCGCAACACCGAAACCAUCUUACACGAAACCAUAGCUAAGCAUGGAGACAAGAUCAACAUAGCCAUCAUGUGUCCCCCAGAUAUCUACGGUAAAGGGCUAGGACUAGCGAAAACACACAGCGCCCUCAUCCCCUUCUUCAUCAAAGAAGCGAAGAAACUAGGUGGAAACCCGUUCUACUACAACCAAGGCACCAAUACGCGGAGCUGGGUGCACAUCGAAGACCUAAUGCGUCUCUACCUGCAUGUCAUCGAUGCCGCAGCAUCGAAAUCCUCCCCUGGUGAUUUCUUCAACGAAAACGGUUACUAUUUUGCUAGCACGCAAGAGCAUUCCCAAAUCGAUAUUGCGAAAGCAACCGCAGAGAUCUUACACAGACAUGGUGUGAUCAAAGAUGCAGAGCCGGUGCAGAUAAGUAUGCAGGAGUUGGAUAAGAUGGCUAAUUUGCCUGGGUUUCCUAAACUGGCGAGGUAUCUAUUUGCAAGUAAUUCGCGGACGAGGGCUGAGAGGGCGGCGGGGAAAUGGGGGUAUGGGGGUGAGGCGAAGGGGUUGUUGGAGUGUUUGGAGGGGGAUGUACUGGAUGCUUUGCGUGGAUGAAUUUUGUAAUCGCUAGGGAUAAAGGUGGCAUGCUGGCUACUCAUGUAGCAGUGAGCUCAAGGAUGACAUUGCAUAUGGGAACCGGCCUAGUGGCGACGAUGUAUCAUAAAUGAAUGACGGGUAUGCCAGAGCUGAUAGGGGUCUGAAUGGUCUCACUGAUAUUUGUAGCGGGUGAUGAGUAUUGUGUAUGUC